AUGGCAAAGCGCCAGAAAAUCGAGACCGAGAUCGAGAAAAACCGAAAUAAUGGAAAUUGGGAUCUGGUGAAAGAAAAUGCGAGGGUGCUUGCCCAGCGAGUGGGGAAAGAAGACGGAGCAGUUGUGCUUCUACAGUGCCAGCUGGACUUUGAACUGACGAUCCUUCGCGAGAACAAGAAAGUCAAAUACGAUUUCGAGGCGACGUUGAAAUCGGCGAAUUUCGCGAAUGACUCCAAGUUUGAGAUUCAGCUCGAAUCGAAGCUCGUUCUCGCCUGGUACUAUUUCCACCAGGAGAAAUUGGAAGAAGCAGCGGAAGUUCUUCAAAGACUGAAUAUUACGCCAUCGAUUCCGACGCAGCCGUACUUGGCCAGAUUGACCGCGGUUGCGCUAGCAAUCAAAGCGGUUUUAACCGAAGACGGGAAAUCGGACUCGUUUUCGAAACUGCCGAGCGCGAAGCAAAGCACGAGUCUGAGGCAAAUGUACGAAGCUGCCGCCGACCAGGCGGUGAAUUUCCUUCGUCUUUGCGAAGACAACGCUGCCAGGGGCGCAUCGCCGAACUCGACGAUAAGCCGAUCAAACAACCAGUUCUUUCAAGAUGUCAAUUUCAUUCCUCAUCCAAUUCAAAUUGUCUUUGAGAAGUUGCCGGCUUUAUACGAAAAUGAGUCGACUCAGAGUGCCGUCGACUGUUUUAGAAAAUAUCUAAAGGCAGUCAACUCCCGAUUAGCUCCUCAAAUCAAGUCCAAACUAACGCUAAAUUGUGCCACACUGCUCCUUUCCAAAUCCAGCCUCAUCCAGUAUGCCAAAGCGCCUCCAGACAAAUCUCAAAUGAUCCUCGUCCCAGAGACGAUCGAGCAAGAAGCUCUUCUACUCUUGACGAUCGCGGAUAAUCUCAAGUCGCAGACGGAAUAUGUCAUCGACAGAUCUUCAGAAUUCGAUGAUGUGAGAGAAGAGAGCUUGAAAUCCGCAAAAGUGAUUUUCGAUCUGGUCACUGUGACUUUGGCGAGAAUUCGACAGUAUGUUCUGCUCUCUCAGAAGUCGGAGCUAACGAUGAAACUUGCUUUCCGGGAUUUCUACACUUCUUUUCAACUCGCAUUGUCACUUAUCAACGCGAAGAGAUACAGAGAAGCAAUUACGAUUCUCGAUGAAUGUAUCGAUAUCAGAGACGAUCCAGUGGCACUUAUUCUUGCGGCAGAUGUCUCGAUCCGACACUUGCACCAGCCCAAGCGAGCACUUGAAUACUUGGCCAAUCCUGCUUCAAAAGAGCAUAAAAGAUGGAAUAUUCUGUCUGGAAUGGCGAUUUCUUCGAUUCUCCUGAACAGCACGUCCUUAGCGUCGAGAUCAGACCUAAUCGAGCUGGCGAUUUCGCAUUUCGUUGAAGAAACGCGCCUCAAUCCCAGCUACUCUCGUUCGUUCUACCAACUCGCUCUUGCCCGAGCGAAAAAUAAUCAGAUCUCGACGGGGAUGAACGACGUGCUGACAGCGUUGCGAUUAGACCCAGAAAAUGGAGAGGCGUUUCUGCUUCUACAGUUGUUGCAUUCGAUCGGAGGGAGAAAACGACUCGUUAUAGACGGUUGUAAAAUUGGAAUUUCAAAAUGGCCGCACAUUAUGGGAUUCUACACUCUUGGUGCCAAAAUGUUAAUACAAUGCGGCCGACAGCCACAAGCCCUUGAAUUCUGUCGGGCGCUACUAGAAUAUGCAAUGAACCAAGACCCCUUUAAAGAAAUCGAUGAAGAUUCUGACGGACUAUCGAUACACACGUCUGUUACUGCCCUAACCCAGACAACCAAGCCAGAUGAGGGAUUGUCGAUCGCCGGUAAGAGCGCAAUGGCGACGGAAAGUGUUCUCAAUGAUAUUGAAUCGACGCUCUCGGGCAGCAUUUUCAAACCUUCCGAUCCAGGACAUGCUCAUUACCCGCUAUCGAUGGCGCUUUAUCAAACCGCGGAAUUGUUUGUGGAAAUGAAUGUUAUUGACGGCGCGAUCGAAUGCGUAGAAGAAGCGCAAAAACUUAUGAGAGGAAACCGAAAGCAAGUUCUUUUCAUAAAAGGCCUUGUUGCGGAGAAAACCGACGAUACGGACGAAGCGAUUGCACUACUCCAAGACGCGAUUUGCAUCGAUCCUUCCUACUUUGACGCUCUCCUCAGACUCGGCCUACUCAACCUGGAGCUAAGGCGCUUUGUCCCCGCUGAAAAAUGCUUCCGAGACUGUAUCGGCCUGAAACCCCUGUCUGCUAUUGCUUGGAGAAACCUCGGAUUGCUGCUCGAGGCGAAGGAAGAAGACGCUUUCUUAUGCUUUGCCAAGGCAGCCGAGUCUACUACGUCAAUGUCGGAAUUUGAAAAUUCAAAAGGCCUGAAGCCUCGGCAUUGGUACUCGCUCGAACUCGACAUGCCAUGCUCGUUCGUCAAGCUAGUCGAAGAUCCGCAAUUUUCUUCGAAAACUAUUCCAGUUUACGAUUUGGUCUAUCUCACGAAAUCUCAGCCACAAGUCCGGCGAAUUCAAGACAUUGCGUUGAAAUUGGCGAAUCCAGAAGAAAUGCAGCAGUCCACUAGAAUUGUCGCGGAAUCUAUUGCAGUGCCGAAUGACGUUGGGGUUAUGCCACAAGGCUCGAUAGGUGGAAUGACGCCAAAUGUUUGGUGGAUAGCGACGGGUCAAACGAUGAGCUCGAUAUCAACAAACUCCUUUUCCUCAAGGGAAGCUCAAACUGGCGCUGUGUAUUUCCUUGACAUGACCAAACAAAGCUACAAUCCAACUGCCAUCGUAACCUCCCCGGGUUAUGGCUACACUCAUGUAGAAUGGGUUGAUAUGGACUUGGAUGGCAAUGCUGAUGCUAUCGCUAUCCGAACAAAUCCUACAGGACAGCAAGAGCUGGUUUGGAUGCAACAGCCACCAGGAAACUCGAAAUGGAUGGUGUCUGUUAUUGAUAAGAAUGUCGGAGGAACUCAAUUUAAAACAAUGUGGAUAAAGGAUGGUGACGUGAAGCGUUUGCUGAUCAUUUGCGCAGGAUCGUCCGAGCCACAGCUCGUGUUCUAUUGGGUUGAUGAUCCAGAUAACGAUUGGACAAGAAUCAGCAGAAUCCAAAAGACAGUCAUUGGUGAAGAAGGAUCUUAUGUUAACAUUGAAAUUAUCGAUGUCAAUGCUGACGGUCGACUUGAUAUUCUCACGUCCGUCACUGGUAUCAGAGGACAACCUGGAAAAGUCAUCUGUUACGAAGUCCCAGAACAAAGCUCAUUCCAAAAGGGAAUCUGGCGAAAACACAUCCUCUCGCAAGCAUUUGAGCCUAGCGUCAAUUAUAGAGCACUUACGCCAGGUGGAGUCUAUGCAUUUUACCCUGGAAAAUCACCUACAGAAAAGCCUUCAAUCCUCGUCUCUGGUGCAUCAAACGGAAAAGUGUACAUUUUGAGGCCAAAGUCGUGGUCAGCGUACAUCUGGCACUACACAACAGAAGUUAUUCUUGAAAGAAAAAAUACCAUCGGAGUUCCUGCAGUCCGGGAUGUGGAUGGAGACGGAAAUGUCGAUAUUUUCAUUCCCGAAGCGAAUUACAUCCAUGUUCUCACAUUCAAAGGAGUUGAGCAACAAAGAAAUAUGCCCGAUAGUUCCAUAACGCCGCAUGUUUCAACCCUCAUGGCAGUUCUCUUCGGUGUUUGCCUAAUCUUGUAA
This is a messenger RNA of Oikopleura dioica, 3654 nucleotides long. The record is from the annotation of a GenBank genome assembly. Lineage: Eukaryota; Metazoa; Chordata; Appendicularia; Copelata; Oikopleuridae.